AGGCGAACCACAACGACGCACCUUCUUGCGCGUUGAUCGUCAUCAUGAGCUCCAAAUACGAUGUCGUCAAGCUCAAGGUGCACCUGAGCAGCGCUCACUAUUACAUUCUCUCCCGCUUCCUCCUCUCCAGAAUGCUCAUGUUCUGCCGCAUCCCAGAAGACGCCGCGGUGCGCAUCAGUCUGGCGGUGAAGAAGCACUUUGUGAACGGAGAGCAAACCAGCAUCACGCAAGACGAACUGGAAGCCCACCUGCAAUCGGCGAUUACUGCCUUUGGCUUCUCCGAGGCGCACACGCGACUGUUUCCAGUUGUCACACAGUUCCACACGGAGCGCAUUCCACUGGUGCUGCUCAUUGCCGGCCCUGCAUGCCGUGGGAAGACAACCCUCGCUCACCUCCUCAGUGCACGCCUAAACUGCAGUACGAUCAUCAACACGGAGGUGCUGCACGACAUCAAUGCCGCCAUUGACGACCUUUUGUUGAAGCGGCUUCCUGUAAACGCCGUCGCAGCAACUUCGGAACUCUCAGCGUCGCACAGGGCGGAGGCGCAUGUCGUGGCAGCGGUAAAUGCAGAAGUGGACAAGGCGAUGCGAGAGGGGAAGGUGGUCAUUGUGGAGGGCGAGCGGCUGCGUCUCGCGCACUUCCGCCACUUCCUCGAUCCGGCUUUCCAGAUCUCAGCGGGUGCGGUCCUUCUCGGCUUUGUGCUCGACUCCCUCGACAGAUCCGCCUCGACGGUCUGCGCGGAGUACAACGAGACCGCCGUGCAUCUUCGGCCGGUGUACACGACGGAGUGCGUAUCUGUGAUGUGCGCUGCCCGGGAAGAGAACAGCACGUGCGGCGACUGCGCCGCCACGGCGCCCAGCGUCUACGUGGCUCGCUGCCGCGCUGUUGGCGACAACCUUGAACUCUCCGCCUUUCUACACAACGUGGUAGUUGAGCGGAUCAUGGAGGAACUGCAGCACCGUGGAAAAAUGACUGCCUGCGCGGAGGCAACGGAAGGCGACGACAACGUAGGGCCUCCGUCAUGA
This is a messenger RNA of Leptomonas pyrrhocoris, 1025 nucleotides long. RefSeq lists its product as hypothetical. Lineage: Eukaryota; Euglenozoa; Kinetoplastea; Trypanosomatida; Trypanosomatidae. The transcript has a single exon. Bases 45 to 1025 code for a protein of 326 amino acids. The record is from RefSeq and is a predicted model, not a curated record.